GAGCAGCGUGCAGGUAUAGCUCUGCUGGUUCCCAAUCUGGGAGCAAAGACCCACAGCUGGCCUCAAGGUAACUGUCAGGGUCCCACGUCCUCUGUGCUUUUACUUUGACAGUGCUAAGAGGAAGUGGGCGUUUCAUGUUUCAGCUGGUAUCAGGCUUAGGGUUUUAGCAGUGUGAGCAGCAGUGUCUCAUUGGCCCUGUAUUGAUCAGCGAUCGUGAUGGCUAAGUGGGGUGAAGGAGACCCUCGAUGGAUAGUAGAGGAGAGAGCUGACGCCACCAACGUCAACAACUGGCACUGGACAGAGCGAGAUGUGUCCUCCUGGUCCUCGGAGUGCCUCCAUCAGUUGCUGCACGGUGUGCAGGUGGAGGGACCUGAGGGUGUCUGCCAGCUGACCGAAGUCACUAAGCUGGAGGGAGAAGCUUCCAUCAAUAACCGCAAAGGGAAGCUCUUCUACUUCUACGAGUGGCAGCUGAGACUCAGCUGGCUGAGUCAGUGAUCUCACUGAUGAUGUCGUCCAUCCAUUCAUCAUGGGAGACCAUCUAAAUUUGGUUCAUGUGACUGACUUUAACCUUCACGUAGAUGCUGUAGAUAUGGGGUCUCAAACUCACAACCCAGGGGCUACUUGCUGCCCCGUAUAUUGCCAGUUUGAUCCUUGAAGUGACUUUUUUUUUGUUAAAAUAAGUUAUUUAAAAAGCCAAAAAUGAUUUAAUAUGAAGGCAAUAUGAGCAGAGAGUACAAAUAUGCUGAGGUAUUGGCUCUGUUAGUUCAGUGAGAGAGUCAAAAACUAAUGUGUACACUUAUGUCUGCAUAUUUGUUAAAUAUGAACAAAAUGAUAGUAGAAGUGCUGCCAUGUGUCUGGCCAGGUAGAGAGUACUGGUGUGUUUAUUUGGUGGUUCAAUGAAGGGCUUCAGUUAAGAGUGAGAAAAAAACGUUUUGUCUUGUUAUACAAUAUUUGAAAUUUAAAAAUACAACACUACAUUUUAGAAAAUAUUUGUGGGUGUUUUCUUAUUUGUUUGUUUUGUAUUACUUGAACACUGAAGUGGCCCUCCAAUAAGAUGACAGUGCCAGCAGUGGCCCAUAGCUCAUUUAGGUUUGAGACCCAUGCAGUAAACCUUUCAGCCAAAGUUCUUCUAGAAGCACGUCGCACAACGUGGCAGCUAUCAUGAUGAUAACUCUCGGAGCAUGUUUGAGCAGUUAUUUUGAAAUAUUAUCAGCAUUAACCCUACCUUCAAUGGUCACUGGGGAAAAACUGUAAAGAAUCUUCAUUAUGAGUGUUGAAUAGUCAGAUGUUCCAGCUUUACUUUUAUUGAGCAACAAACUAUUUUUCCUGGCUAAAUGAAGAUCUUCUAAAUCAGCAAGACACCAUUUCCUCUUUAGCUCACAGGUUAUCUGGUUGAAAAUGCACAUUAUUCAUUUAUACCAGGGAGUCAAGUGCUUUUGAUUUCAGUCUUUCUUUUUCAGAGUCAGGUAACACUUUAAACAAGAUAAUCAAUCUCUAUGGGAGUAGAGUUCAAGCAGUGGCUCUGCAUUGUGUUGGCACAUGGUAUUGAAAAAAGAUAAUACUGAAGAGUUCUUCCCCACUGCUGUGUAAGCCAUUAUUAUAAACCAGAAGUCUUUGCUGAUGAUAUUAAUUAUAACUACUAAAUCUACUCUUAUCCUUAUAUGAAAGGUUUCAUUUUGACUCAGUGUCACCCGCUCUGGCCCUUGGAAUACAUUUGACUAUGACUGCCAGAAUCUCUAGCCACGUGUACAGCGGGGAUUUUAAUAUAGGGUUGCUCUUUUUCUGUAGUGCCAACUGUUUUCUGUGUGCAGGGAUGUCCUGCAGGGGAGUGAAGUUCAGAGGAACUAUUGAUGUGUCCAACCUGUCUGACAAGAAUGACGAGGACGACCUGGAUAUCUGCGUGGCUCUCUGUAAAGACCAGCCCAACACACCUCUCCUGGACCUCAUGAAGACCUCCGGCGUCCAGGAGGUUCGCAGGGUUCUGGGCGAGUAUGUCCAGCGGCUAAAAUCAGAGUUUGGUCAGGGAAUGAUUCUUCCCACCACCAACGCACUGAAGCAGCAUUCAUCUGUGUCGACCAAGAAGAAUGAGGUUAAGACCAAUAAAACCCAAAUUAUCCCCGCCCCCAAGUGCUCCUCCAGUACCGCCCCCUGUCCCACAGGUGAUCGUAACCAAACCUGCAGUUUCGAUCUGAAAGAAACAUUCCAGACCAACGCUCAUGAACUCUACAGGACAUUCAUCAGCCAAGAGUUCAUGCAGGUAUUCACACGCUCAUCAGCGGUGGUGGACAGUUGCUGUGGGGGGAAAUUCCAGUUGCUGGAUGGGAGCAUCAGUGGACAGUUCACACAGCUGGUGCCAGACAAGAGGAUUGACAUGAAGUGGCAGUUCAGGACAUGGCCCAGCAACCACUAUGCCUCCGUGAGCCUAGAGCUGGAUGAUCGAGGAGACGACACAGAACUGAGGUUGGAGUGCCGAGGAGUCCCUUUAGGAGAAGAGGACUCCACCAGAGAGGGCUGGACCCGCUUCUACUUCCGGGCCAUCAAGCAGACAUUCAGAUACGGAGAGACUCCAAACCCUGGAACUCAUCUGACAGACGGAGAGGAGGUGGUGGUUAGAAUGAACUGUUAAAGGAACAGUAACACAAUUCCUGUAUCAAAGAGGCACCAUGUGACUCCCAGACUAAAAGGAACAAUGUACCCAAGAGGUUCCAAUCAAAGACUUUAAAAUCUUCUUUUAAGCUUUGACUUGGGAUGUUAAUAAACAACUUCUCUCCA
Molecule: messenger RNA, 2772 nt
Organism: Neolamprologus brichardi
Lineage: Eukaryota; Metazoa; Chordata; Actinopteri; Cichliformes; Cichlidae
Source: RefSeq, a predicted model, not a curated record